This is a messenger RNA of Solanum pennellii, 1926 nucleotides long. RefSeq names its product PI-PLC X domain-containing protein At5g67130. Gene Ontology annotation, molecular function: phosphoric diester hydrolase activity. Gene Ontology annotation, biological process: lipid metabolic process. Bases 228 to 1541 code for a protein of 437 amino acids. The transcript is spliced from 8 exons. NCBI's taxonomy places the organism in Eukaryota, Viridiplantae, Streptophyta, Magnoliopsida, Solanales, Solanaceae. The record is from RefSeq and is a predicted model, not a curated record.
AUUACUUAUUGGGCUCGCCUCAAGUAACCACCAAUAUAGGGAGUAAUAAAGUUGGUUUAGCAGUUGGCAGACAGUGAUAGAGAUGCACAAAAAUUGGCAUCUUCUUUGUCCUCUCUCAUAAAUCUCACUAUUUCUAUUUCUUGACUUUUUGCCUUUUGCUCUUUUCCUUUUAUACAUGCGACAAUAUUUGAUUUAUCAAAAGACUAGUGUUUUUCAUUUAAUAUCCCAUGCUGCCGUGUUUCUCGGAGAAGCACAGUAUGUGGAGAAGACACAGCACAGGAGGAGGAGGCGCUAAUGGUUACUUCAUUUUGGUACUGUGUCACUUAGCUCUUCACUGCUUACUCAUCACUUGUUCAACUGCUUGUUCUAAUGGGAAUUGCCAGCUUCUUGAUUCAUGUGCUUCGGCUACGGAUUGUGGGCCUUCUUUAUACUGUGGUAAUUGCCCUGAAUUGGGAAAGAGUCAGCCCUUUUGCAUCAGAGGACAAGCUAUAGAACCUACUUCCAUUAUCAGUGGAUUGCCCUUCAACAAAUACUCGUGGUUGGUGACCCAUAAUGCCUUUUCAAUGGUAAAUGCACCAUUAUUGACAGGCCCUCAGAGAAUUACAUUCUAUAAUCAAGAAGACACUGUCACAAACCAAUUGAGAAAUGGAGUGCGGGGAUUGAUGCUGGAUAUGUACGAUUUUGAGAACGAUAUAUGGCUCUGUCACUCAUUUCGUGGCCAAUGUUACAACUUCACUGCCUUUCAACCGGCAAUUAACACUUUGAAAGAGGUGGAGGCAUUUUUGAGCGCAAAUCCUACAGAAAUAGUCACCAUCAUAAUUGAGGAUUAUGUGCAUUCCCCAAAGGGUUUAACGAGGGUAUUUGCUGAUGCUGGGUUGGACAAGUAUUGGUUUCCUGUUUCUAAGAUGCCGAGAAAGGGUGAUGAUUGGCCCACCGUGAAUGAUAUGGUUAAAAAGAAUUAUCGCUUGUUGGUUUUUACUUCUGACUCUUCCAAGGAAGCUGCUGAAGGAAUUGCUUAUCAGUGGAGAUACAUGGUUGAAAAUGAGCCUGGAGACCCUGGAGUGGUGCCUGGCUCAUGCUCCAGUCGUAAGGAAUCAAAGGCACUUAAUUCCAGAAGUGCUUCUCUGUUUCUAAUGAAUUACUUUCCCACAGUUGCCGUACAAGAUGGAGCCUGCAAAGAGCAUUCAACUCAAUUUGUUGAUACGAUUGGUGCCUGUUACAAAGCAGCAGGCAACAUGAUGCCCAAUUAUGUGGCAGUAAACUUUUACAUGAGAAGUGAUGGGGGAGGAGUUUUUGAUGUUUUAGAUCAAAUGAACGGUCGGACACUAUGUGGUUGCCCGACGGUCACUGCAUGCCAGGUGGGGGUACAUUUUGGAGUUUGUAAGAAUACUACUGCAGCGAAUGCAGCUCCAACAGCAACCAGUACUGCUGGAAUGUUUUCAGGGUCCGUGCAAUUAACAGGCCAUGCUUCAGCAAUCCAUUUUUCCAGUACCUUAUACCUAUUUUCAUUGUCUUCUGUAAUGAUGUUGUUUCUACUAUGAGAAGAAAAAGAGAGAGUUCCACGCAGAAGUUACAUGAGUUUCAUCCACGGAUGCUCGAUAUCUACUAUAUUACCCUGUGUAGAAUUAUGGAGUCGGAAUAGGUACAGUAUACACUAGAAUCCACUUCGGCAUGUCUGAGAUGAUGAAUGUUCAACUUGACAUUUUCCUAGUAAAAUAUAACUUGUCAUUUUAUAGGAGAUUUGGAUAUAGAAGUAAGCAAGGGAUUGGAGAAGAGUAUCAACAUGUAACAGAUACUUUUCACAUCCCAUGUCAUUUUCUAGCUGCCAGUUUUUUCCCCUUGGUAUGUUGACAAUGGUAGUCUUAUUCUUCAACUGAAUUUUGGUUAAUUUUCAGUAUGAAAAAUGUUAUGUUCCUCAUGUUGCUA